This is a messenger RNA of Anguilla anguilla (European eel), 180 nucleotides long. Its product is annotated as cortexin domain-containing 1-like. The record is from RefSeq and is a predicted model, not a curated record. Lineage: Eukaryota; Metazoa; Chordata; Actinopteri; Anguilliformes; Anguillidae. Bases 1 to 180 code for a protein of 59 amino acids. The transcript has a single exon.
AUGGACCAGCCCAUUUCUGCUCCCUUCAAGCUGGAGGUGGAUGUAGAUUUGGGAUUUGCCCUCUUCUUCUUCUUCCUUCUCUGCUUCUUCCUGAUUGUCUCCAUGGUGAGAUGUGUGCAGAUGGUCAUAGACCCGUACAGCGCCACCACCACGUACCAAGAGGAGCAGAUCAACAGCUGA